Prunus armeniaca (apricot) is the source of this 1617-nucleotide messenger RNA. Lineage: Eukaryota; Viridiplantae; Streptophyta; Magnoliopsida; Rosales; Rosaceae. The record is from the annotation of a GenBank genome assembly.
AUGGCAUCUAUAUCAGGAACUUGGCUGUAUCAAGCUUUUGGUGUGCUUCUGGCAGAUAGAGGAUUGAAGGGUGCAGUCUUAGUACAGAGCCAUGCUACUGGGAACCCAUGUUUCAAUCAUUUCAAGGCAUCAACUGUAAGUUCAUUUCCAGUUGGAUUAUUCCAAGUUAGAGUUGGCUCGAAUUUAUCACCAAAGAGGGCACCUUUACUUCCUUCUAUAAAGUGCGAGAAGAAGGAUGAUUCCUCCAAAGAUUUCUCUAUUGAGCGUCCACCCUAUGAUAGCUAUAUGGACUCAACAUCUGGGCAGCUUGAACCUGCAUCAGGUGCUCGUGCCAGCAUUCCAGGGCAGGAUUAUUGGCCUGAAGGCACUGCAAGUCGAGUUAGGGCUGCCAGGGCUCCUGAGCCCACUGGUAAAUCAGUUGGAUCUCCAUCUUAUGGUAGAAAUCCUGGAAGUAGGAGGAGGAAGAAUAAAACAUCAGUUGCUGCUGGUGAAUCUUCUGAACCAAGUGUAGAAUCAAGUGAUACAGUGGCAGUGGAACUGGAACCAGAGACUUCAGAGGACACACUAGAGGAUCCUAAAGAUUUCCCAUCUGAAUAUGUUGUCUAUCAGAAUGAACCUGAAAAAGAAGAAGAAACAGGAUUUGAACUAGACAAGAAACUUGGACGUCCUCAUCCCUUUAUUGAUCCAGAAACAAAGAAGCCACUAGAGGAGCCACUUACGAGUGAUGAACUAUGGUGGAACUGGAAAAAACCAGACAAGGAACAAUGGUCCAGAUGGCAAAGGAGACGACCAGAUCUUGAAACGGUUUUUCUCAAAGCAAUGGCAGAGACUGGGCAAGUAAAGCUUUAUGGUGAACAUCCAACAUUGACUGAAACUUCACUUUACAGAGCAAGACGACAUCUUUUCAAGGAAGAGAGGCUUCAAGCAGAACAAGAGAAGUUGGAUAGAAUAGGUCCACUUGCAUACUAUUCAGAAUGGGUUAAGGCGUGGAAAAGAGACACUUCUCGAGAAGCUGUUCAGAAACAUUUUGAAGAGACUGGUGAAAAUGAAACAACCCAACUAAUUGAAAUGUUUUCUCAACAAACUGAUCGAGAGUAUCGUAUAAUGAUGGGGACUGAUAUCCGUAUACGUAGGGACCCCUUAGCGAUGCGUAUGCGAGAGGAUCAAAUAAAGCAAAUAUGGGGCGGAGAUCCUGUUUACCCAACUGUGAACUAUAUUCAAGAUCCAGAUGAAGUGAUUGAUUACAGAGGCCCAGAUUUUCAUGAACCGACACCAAAUAUGCUGUCUUUUCUGAAGGAGCAUGGAAAAAUCAUAUCAAGGGAGGAGAUUGAGAAAAUUCUGUCAAAAGAGAAGACCGAAGAGCUUCAGGCACCUGAUAUGGAUGAAGCUAUGGCACAAGCUGUUGACAUUGGUGAAGAUGAUGAAGGAGAAGAUAGUGAGGCCGAGGUUGAUGAACAAGGAGAGAAAAUCACACGCAAUUGGAGUAUUUUGAAAACUACUCCUGGGCUUACCAAGUCAAAGGGUAAACCCAAAAAGGACGCCUUGUCUUUGGAAGAGGCUGUAGACGAUUCAGAGAACUUGACAGAUUUUCUGAUGGACUUUGAGGAAGAAGUGUAA